Molecule: messenger RNA, 507 nt
Organism: Gaeumannomyces tritici R3-111a-1
Lineage: Eukaryota; Fungi; Ascomycota; Sordariomycetes; Magnaporthales; Magnaporthaceae
Exons: 2
Coding region: 1-507 (168 amino acids)
Source: RefSeq, a predicted model, not a curated record
AUGGGCCUGCUGAAACCCAGCCAGCUGAAUGCUUCCCCAGCCAGCUGCCGCCCUCUUCACUCCCAUGCGAUUUACACCACGGCCCGCAACUCUCUUUCGCCCAAGAUGCCACGCAAGAUAUCGCCCAGAACUACAACACUCACUCGAUCCUCACAGGACGCCAGACUCGUCAAUUCCAACAGCCGCCUAGUGCUGAGCUUUCGAGCUUCCAGGACCAUGUUCCGACCCAUCAACUGCACCAAGAGCAUCAGCCUUCCGACCCAGACCAUUCAAAUCUUGCUGGGUUCCCACUCCCGGAGCCGCGGUUGGCCAUGUAUCCAGGCGAAGCUCAGGCACGGUGCAACCCACACUUGUGAAUUUAGCAGCCGCAACAAUAUCCUAUAUCAAUUGGCUAACUAUUCCCGAAUUGGUAGCAGUUACACACCACAUUUGCCCCGCACAUCCCAAGCCCACUAUCCGAGAACACAGGUUCUCAAAGCAGGCAAGCGCCUCGAAGGGAGGCAUUGA